GAGAAAGAGAUCCACUUGUUUGGCUGGCUGUCACCGUGCUUCCUUCAUGGUCCUCUGUCGCAACAUACACUCCCUCUCUCACUUAUUCACCCACACCCAUCCAUAGCGUAGUUGGAAUACCUCCACGACCAUACAUCGACCAGCACCACCUCUUCCUACAUCAUCCCCCGAUGAUUGUGGGCGAGACCCUCUUCUGGGUUGAGUUUGGAACACUUACAGGAACGGAACAGGGUGAAGAGUGAGAGAGGCACGGAGAGAGACACGGAGUGAGGCACGGAGUGAGGCACCCACCCAUCUCGUCCUCCUCGUCAACAAAUACCAGAUACAUCCAUUGAGAAGACAGAGAGAGGAGGGAAGGGAGGUGAGAGACCGCGGACGGAGACCCACCAAAAAGCAAGGCGCGGAAGAACACCGAGGAGAAGGAGGAGAUCAAGAACAAGGCGGAGGAGAACUCGUCGAGGUGGACGUCGACCGCCGAGGACGAGACGGAGACCCACUAGAAGCUAAGACGGACAAGACGAAGACGUGAAAGAGAAGUGAGGCAGGAAGAGGACGACGAGACGGACACGGACAACACGGAGAAGGAGACGGACACGGAGAAGGCAUUGGAGUGGAGUGGAGCAACGAGAAAGAGAGAGCAGAAUCAGCUAACGCCAUAUUGGAUCAAUAUCUGGAUUGGAGUCCACCUCGGGGGGAACAAGAUGUUGUAGAAGUCCAGUAUUAUUAGCGUUACUAUGUGCCCUCCUCGGCUAGGUAUUUGUCUCCAGAAUCAACGAUAGUCUCUCGUGGUGGCGACUCUCAUCCAAAGUGCCGAUCUCCUCUUCCACCACCACCACCAUCAUCACCGUCACCACAACCACCAUCACCAAUUCCGUUACCACCAGUCAGUGACGCCAUCGCCUCCAACAAUUGAGGUUCACAUCUCCUGCCAGUGUCACCCCUACGACCCCUUUCGGGCGUAUCGCUCCCUGUUCCCCAUCGAGUGACCCCCUCAACACGAGGGUGGCUACCCAACCAAUCAGUGCGGGUAGAUAGGCCUACCCUGUGAGAAGCCUUCAGCUGCCUUCUCACCCCAUUUCUUUAUCAUCAUCGCAUCCACAUCCUCGUCGUCGUCGUUACUGACGUCGUCGUCGUUGUUGUUGUUGUCGUCAAAGUAGUUGUCCCGUGGCACGUCCUGAUCAAUCAGGUGGUGGCCCCGUGGCACAAGUGCUGCAGGGAGUGUGGGUUCCUCAGAGAAUUUCAAGAUCAGUUUAAAAACCAUCAUGGGGUGUGCCAUGUCUGCCGAGGAGAGGGCCUCCAGGGCCAGGAGCAAACAGAUUGAAAAGAACUUGAAGGAAGACGGCAUCCAAGCGGCCAAGGACAUCAAAUUGCUAUUAUUGGGAGCGGGAGAGUCUGGCAAAAGCACCAUCGUGAAGCAGAUGAAAAUCAUCCACGAGAGUGGUUUCACAUCCGAAGACUUCAAACAGUACAGACCGGUGGUUUACAGCAACACCAUUCAGUCCCUGGUCGCCAUUUUGAGAGCAAUGCCCAACCUCGGCAUCACAUUUGCCAACACCGACAGAGACGGCGAUGCCAAAAUGGUCAUGGACGUGGUCUCUCGGAUGGAAGAUACCGAACCUUUCUCCGAGGAGCUUUUAGCAGGCAUGAAGCGCUUGUGGGCGGAUGGAGGCGUGCAAGAGUGUUUCGCCAGGUCCAACGAGUACCAACUGAACGAUUCUGCCAAAUACUUUUUGGACGAUCUCUCUCGCCUCGGGGCCAAGGAUUACCAGCCCACAGAGCAAGACAUCUUACGAACCCGAGUCAAAACCACAGGAAUCGUCGAGGUUCACUUUUCGUUCAAGAACCUGAAUUUCAAACUCUUUGACGUGGGAGGACAGAGAUCGGAAAGAAAGAAAUGGAUUCAUUGCUUCGAGGACGUGACUGCAAUUAUUUUCUGCGUGGCGAUGUCAGAAUAUGAUCAAGUCCUUCAUGAGGAUGAGACCACAAACCGAAUGCAAGAGAGUUUGAAGCUCUUUGACUCGAUAUGCAACAACAAAUGGUUCGGAGACACGUCAAUAAUUCUAUUCUUGAACAAGAAGGAUCUCUUUGAGGAAAAAAUUCUGCGAUCUCCACUAACCAUCUGUUUCCCAGAAUAUGCUGAAGGAAAUCUAUUGUCACAUGACAUGUGCCACGGACACACAGAACGUCCAGUUUGUGUUCGAUGCCGUCACGGAUGUGAUCAUAGCCAACAACCUUCGCGGGUGUGGCCUUUACUAAGACCGGUCAAAUAACGAAUCCAGCUUCUAUGACAAAAAGCACACCGCUUCAGCUGCCGUCUAUCAUUAAUUUGUUGUCAACUUUCAUACCCCCCCCAAGCACACAAAAGAAAACCAAACAACAAGGAAGAAGACCCCGUUCAUUUUUGUUCUCGCCCCACUUCAUCGAUUGACUUUGUUUUUGGUUUCAAAUUGACAUUCCAUUCCUCCCAGGGUUCAAUUGGGGUCCUGUCUCUACGUUUGUACUAGAUUUGCUUGUUCAAUCCCUUCAAAUCUCCGUUAUUAGUAUCAUCUUCAAUUUGUUUGUUCAUCUUCAUCAUCUUCACCACCAACAAAAACAACAAAAACACCAACACCAUUACUGUAAGUUAACCCGCCAUCUCCUGUCCUUUGUGGCAGCUAAUUGACAAUUCAAUUGAAUACGGCUACUUCUAUCAUCACUACUUUUACCCACAAGAACACCAACAUCAUCUACAACAGACACACCAAACACAUGAUGACUAAGUACCUUUGUACGGGUUAGUUUUGCUAAUUUGAGGUUUGUCUCCUCCUCGUCCUUUCAAAAGAAACAAGAAUUUCAAGAUGGCUGCCUAGUCUCACCGGUCAUUGGAUAGGGAAUCCUCUGCCCUUAUUAACGGAGGAAGAACUUUUCAAAUCCUGCCGGCUUUGCCACAUCCAAUAUGCGUUUCUCUUGAACUUUACCAACGGUUCAAAGAAACAAUUUAAAUUUUGGACACGCCCCUCCUAAUCUUAAGUGGGCGUUCCUACUUUGGACACAGCGUUCAAAUCUGUUUCAUUCUUUUAUUCUCUACGUUUUAUUUACAACAAAGGUCGUCUUGUCUGGGGAAGCAUCAUAAAAGGACCUUGGGCAGCCUCAAACGAUUCGACCUUGUCUCGUACUAUUUAACUCUAUGGCUGUUUAAUAUAAAAAGAAUAAAUGAGAGAUUGAAUACUACAAAAA
Molecule: messenger RNA, 3216 nt
Organism: Tigriopus californicus
Lineage: Eukaryota; Metazoa; Arthropoda; Copepoda; Harpacticoida; Harpacticidae
Gene: Galphao
Product: guanine nucleotide-binding protein G(o) subunit alpha
Biological process (GO): adenylate cyclase-modulating G protein-coupled receptor signaling pathway
Cellular component (GO): heterotrimeric G-protein complex
Molecular function (GO): GTPase activity; GTP binding; G-protein beta/gamma-subunit complex binding
Source: RefSeq, a predicted model, not a curated record